Bipolaris maydis ATCC 48331 is the source of this 693-nucleotide messenger RNA. RefSeq lists its product as uncharacterized. The record is from RefSeq and is a predicted model, not a curated record. Lineage: Eukaryota; Fungi; Ascomycota; Dothideomycetes; Pleosporales; Pleosporaceae.
UCAGCAGAUUGUGCUGCAAUCAUGGCGAUACUAGAGCCGUAUUGGCACAUUUUCAACUUUGUCCUGGAGCACGAGCAACGGCCGAAGACACGGGCGCUGAUUCCGUGGAGAAGAUCGACGUCUUCGCCUCCUGUACUUGUCCAUUUUCUCGAGGAACGAGUCGAAGCAUCCGGGGCGGCUGCCUAUCCACAAUGGGUCUCACACCAACUCCGAAGAAGUAGUCACAAGUACAACCACUGCGACUAUAGUAUCCGGCUGUUUCUUGGCCUGUUCUUGCGCCGUCUUGGAGAGGUGAAUGCAAAGAUCGAGUGGUUUGCGGUGGAUGCGAAGCCACUCAUACUUUUCCACUGGUGCUACUAUCCGCUUCAGCUGAAGGUACGGCAUAGUGUCUUUAGCAUCACGACUAAGUCGGGCGAAGAGUACAUUGCAGACUUCACAAUCGAACAGUUUGGCUACCCCAGCGCGAUGUGGUUCAUGGAGAAGAAGGAGUAUGUUGCCAAGUGUACAACAGGGCAGGAGAUGCUGCAGCCAUGCGAGGAGGAGAUUGCCAGUGCGAUGAGAGGGGAGAUUGAGAUGACAGGCAAGGCGGAGGUGGUCAGAGAACUGUGUGGAAGGUCAGAUUUCAGAAGGUGGGGGCAAUGGGAUGAGGACAGAAGGAUAGCAUGGUUGGAAGGGCUGGUGCAAAAAGGGCUG